AUGUUAUUCCGUACUCUCAUUGGAGUGCUAUCGCUCCUGAUAGCGAGCGCCUACUGUGAAGUUGUUAGAUACGAACGUCCAUCCAUCUACGACAAGUCUGCACACUUCUCACUGCAGGUCAAUGGAACGGAGAUGUACACCGUCAGCUAUGCUGGCUAUGACUACGUCCAUCUCUCCAUGGAUCAGGGCCACCCAACAGAAUUCCGAAUCAAAACUCUAUCCCAAGGCUCUACUAUAAAGUCCUAUUCGAUUACACCGAAGCAGCUCCCUAUCAAAGCCAAAGUAGAGGGUAACGAACUCGUUUGGUCCAUGGAGAAGGCGCACUAUCUGAUCGUCAAGAUUGAUGACCUGAAAGAGUUUGUCAUCGUCGUCGACCCUACAGAAACAAAUGCUCCGAAAUCGAAGGGAACCGGUAUCUUCAACGUGCUCGAUUACAAGGCCGAUAAUACGGGAAAGAGCGUUACCACGGGAAUCCAGGCUGCUAUGGACGCAGCCGCCAAGCAACCAGGAAGCAUCGUAUAUGUCCCUGCCGGUCUGUAUCAAAUCGGAAACCUGAUGCUCCGCAGCAAGACCUCUCUGUAUCUGGCGGGCGGAUCAGUCUUGCGGUUUACAGGCAAGCCCAGCGACUACAAGAAGCUCUACCACAAGAGCGAUCUUCACGACGGCACAUGGUGGAUCCAAACGGAAUUCGACUCUACAGAUAUCAAGGUGUAUGGACGAGGAACUAUUGAUGGAAACGGAUACAACACACGACAAAACAAGUACAUGGCGGACCUGCUGGUGCCCGUCGGUACCAAGAACUUCCGUUGCGACGGAGUUUUGGUCCGAGACAGUUCCUUCUGGGCAGUUACUCCUAUCCAGGUGGAGGAUGCUCUGUUUACGAAUCUGAAGAUUCUCGACCGCCUCGAUGUCACUCAGAAUGACGGAAUUGACGUUGUUGAAUCCACACGAGUGACGGUCAGACGCGCCAUUGCCAUCGCCAACGACGAUAGUUUCUCAACGAAGACUUGGCCCUACAAGACUGGAACAACUGUGCCAUACCCUUACUCGCCAAGACCUCUCAGCGACGUUGUCUUUGAAAACACGGUUGCUUGGACAAAGUGCUAUGGCUACAAGGUUGGCCAGGGUGUUCACCAAAGACAGAACAACGUGACUUUCAGGGAUGGCACCGUGUACGCCGCUGGUGUCGGUAUUGGCAUCCAUCAUUUAUUCGGGACAGAGAAGGCUACCGGGGUCACAUUCCAGGAUAUUGACAUUGAGAACCUGGCCGGAAGCCCUGGCGGGCGUGGCACAUGGCUGGCCGUAUGGGUUGGCCAAGGCGGCAGAGGCGUUGGCCCUAUCGAGGACAUCCUCAUUAAGAACAUCAAGGCUCGGGACCAAGGCCACAAGAACGGUUUCCUUCAAGGCUACAACGCUUCGUCGAAAGUCAGCGGUGUGACCUUUUCAGACGUGUACAUGCUAGGAAGCACGAAGCCUGCUACCUCACUGAAGCAGAUGAACUUGCUGAACACCAGCUAUUCAGAGAACAUCAAGUUUGCUAACUCAAAGAGCCUCUCACACACUCCCAUCGCUUCAACUUUGAGAAAACUUUCAUACCAUCGCUUCGACGCCAUUCUCAUACUCUCCUUGCCAUCGGCUGUCUCCCGUGCCAUGCUGGGCGUCAUCCUGGUCGGCCUCGCUUCGGCCUACAGCAUCUGGAGCGUCGUCUGCCUCGAGGCCAACGUGCGCAAGGCUCGCGCCCUCGGCCUGCCCGUUGCCCGGCUGCCUGUCGACGCCAACAACGUCUUCUGGAUCCUCUUCCAGCCUCACUUCUACAGCCUCCUCGACCGUCUUCCCAUCCGCUGGCUCUCCUACCCGUCCUUUGUGCGCUUCUCUCGCAGAGGAUGGUACUUUGCCGAGCGCGCCAAUGCUCACCUCCAGCUGGGCCCCAUCUGGGCACUCGUGUCGCCUGUGAGCAUCAACAUCCAUGUAGCCGACCCUGAUGCCAUCCAGGACAUUGUCACCCGCCGCGGCGACUUUCAACGCCCCACUGCAGAGCUCAAAAUACUAGAGCUCUACGGGCCGUGCAUAUCGACAGCCAAGUGGCCCGACUGGCCUCGUCACCGCAAGCCCAUGGCCACGCCCUUCAACGAGACCAUCAUGGCCUCCGUCUGGGCCGAGUCUCGCCGCCAGGCCCUCGGCAUGUUGGUGUCGUGGACAAAGUUCGCCGAUGCCGGCAUCCCCAGCUACCAGCGCGACACACACACACUCUCCCUCAACGUGCUCGCCGCCGUUGGCUUCGGGAAGCCCUACGACUUCCGCGGCUCGACAGAGCCUUCCGUUGACGAGAUUGGCGAGUACCGUGACUCCCUGCAGACCGUCCUCGACAACAUUAUCCUGCUGCUCAUUGUGCCUUUUCGCGUACUCCAGAUGGUCCCCGGUACUUGGGCCAGGAUCGGCAACGCGGGUGUCUCGUUCAAGAGCCACAUGGUCAAGAUGCUCGAGAACGAGACGGAGGCGCUGCAACAGGGGAGGAAAGGCUCCGGCGGCAUCAUGCCUGGCUUUGUGCGCGCUGUUGACCAGUAUCACCGCGAAUCCGCCGCCGAUCCGGAUGCCAAAGGCGCCAAGAAAGGGCUCUCCGUGGACGAGAUCUUCGGCAACUUGUUCGCCUGGCUCGCCGCUGAGAUCGAGGCUGUGGCUGAGGGCAGGCCAGUGGAGGAAUGGGACUACAAGCAGAUGUUUCCCAAGCUCAAGUGCUGCCGGGCCGUCUUCUACGAGACCUUGCGUCUGUUCCCCCCCGGACCCGCUCUGCCCUCCAUCACCAGUGACCAUCCCCAGCAGGUAACCGUCGGAGACAGGACCUACACCGUGCCUGUCGGCGUCAACUUCACCGCAAACCUGCGCGCCAUGCAGACACACCCGCAGUACUGGUCCAACGAGACCCAGUGGCACCCGUCGCGAUGGAUCAUGAACCCGGCAGCCACCUCGGAACAAGUAGCGCAGGAGACGUUCUUCGUCCCCAGCAAGAACAUCUUCUUCCCCUGGGGCGAGGGCCCCCAGAUCUGCCCCGGGCGGAGGCUGUCCGAGGUGGAGGCCGUCGCCGUGCUGGCAUGUCUGUUCAGAGCGCACCGGCUGCGGAUCAAGAAGGACAGCGACGGGGAGAGCGACGAGGCGACGUACAGGCGGUUCGACAAGUGUGUGAAUGAUGUAGACCUGGUGAUGCUGGUUAGACUGAAGAACGCGGACCAGGUUACCGUGGUGUGCGAAGAGGCGUGA
Molecule: messenger RNA, 3255 nt
Organism: Clonostachys rhizophaga
Lineage: Eukaryota; Fungi; Ascomycota; Sordariomycetes; Hypocreales; Bionectriaceae
Source: the annotation of a GenBank genome assembly